Molecule: messenger RNA, 2065 nt
Organism: Bactrocera oleae (olive fruit fly)
Lineage: Eukaryota; Metazoa; Arthropoda; Insecta; Diptera; Tephritidae
Biological process (GO): transmembrane transport
Cellular component (GO): membrane
Molecular function (GO): transmembrane transporter activity
Source: RefSeq, a predicted model, not a curated record
AAAACGUUAACUUCGGUUGCACCGAAGCUGGGUAUUAUAGCUUCACAUAUACAAAGAACUUGAUCCCGAUUGUUCAGUUUGUAUGGCAGCUUUAUGUUAUAGUGGUCCGAUAUCGGCCGUUUUGUUGAGCAGCUUCUUAGUGAGGAAACGAGAGGGGCGUAUAUAUACAGACAGACAGACGGACAUGGCUAAAUCCACUCAGCUCAUCAUACUGAACAUAUUUACACUGUUCAGGGUAUAAAUAUUUCAGGGAUUGACAGUAUAACAUAUGAGUAUAUAUAUUAGCAGAUAUCACUCAAACACGCACACAUACUCGAAACAUGUAAGCAUAUGACUUCACAGAGCUGGUAUGCACGUACUGAGCUUCCACUUCGAGAAAUCAGUACGAGCGCGACUAUACGAGAAAGCGGUUGGCAAAUAAUUACAUAUUAACCCGUUUAUUUUUAAAUGAGUAUAAUAACAACAAGCUUUAAAUAAAUAUGGAAAAUCGUGGCUCAUAUCCGCCUGUCCAGACGGGUGGACAACCAACUUAUGGUGCAAUAGGAACUCAGCCCACUCCCGCUGCGAUCCAUGUAGAAGACCCUGUCCCAGCCACUGGUUUCGGCUACAGUCCGCAACCUCCCCAGCAAACUAUACCGCCGACGGAAGGUUGGUUCGCACGCAACCAAGCCAAUAAGCCGCAAAUGAACUCAGCUGGAGCAGCUCUAUUCGUUUUAGUUACGGGCGGCAUGAACAUCGCUUGGAGCUGUGGCUUUGACAAUGUGCAGAACUUCACAACAGAUACCCAUAUCUUGAUAUGUUGGUAUGUCGCCGCAAUUUUUGGAGCUUCAGUCUCAGCAUUUAUUACUAACCGUGUAUUAAAGAAGCUCAUUUAUAUAUUCUCAGCGUUUUUGAUUUUGAUCGGGGGUAUAUUCUUCGUGACAUUGGCUGAUAAAUACGGUGGGAUUGCUACCGCCCGUUAUUUAAAUGGCUUCGCUGUGGGCCUUGUGUUCGUGCCAAUGAUUGUGCUGAUUGGCGAAGAGGUAAACAGUGAAAGGCGCGGCUUGGGCGCCGGAAUCCUUGAAUCAGGCAGUAUCGCUCUCGGAAUAUUCCUCCAAAUUGUAUUCGCGGCCUCUUUCAGUCAUACCACAUCAUCUUCCAAUAAUUCAUUUGGAACCACGCAACUUCAUGGUGUCAUCGCUAUCAUCUACGCCGUGCUAACGUUUGUUAUGUCGUACUUCUUUGUAGUCGAAUCACCGGUUCACCAUUUGAUGCAUAAUAACGAGCAUGAGGCUAUCGAUUGCUUGCGACGUUUGCAGCGUCCGUUCGUUGUAACACAGGAAACAUAUCAGCGCUUGGAGGAGCAUAAACGUUACAUUGAAGCCAGUGACCCGAAUGGCGAUAAAGGCAUACCAGCACUGGUAAAGCUUUGCUUACAUCGCGGCCUGGUUGCUCUCUCAUUCUCGCCAGCCAUUACUGCAGCACUUUUAUGGGCAUCUACAGUAUAUGCGGAACAAUUCGUCACGUGGCCUUGGCUAAUAUACGGUUUGUUUUUGUGGCUAGGCACCUGCAUAGCAGCCUUCAGCCUGGACUCAGUUGGCCGCAAGAAGACACUUCUUAUCGGCGCACUUUUAAGCGGUAUCUUGGCGAUCGCCAUUGGCGUCAUUUACAAUGACUUCUUCAACUUCUUCUCCUCAUCCAAAAUGGGAGCUGUACUGUAUAUGCUCUUCGUGUUGGGACUGUUUGCGAGCUUCGUUAAUAGCGCGUCCUCAGCAUAUUUGACGGAAGCAUUUCCGCUGCACUUGAAACCCUACUACAUUGCUCUACCCUUCAUCGUGGAGAUGUUCGUAUUACUUAUUAUCAGCGCAUGCACGCCAGAUAAAGACGGCUUGGCUACAUACUUCAUUACAUUUGGUGUUUUUUUAUUUGGCGUUCUUCAUUUUAGGCUUCUUCUGUCUACCAGAGACUAAGCAAGUUUCAUUGCAAGAAGCUCAAAGUAAAUUCAGAAACAUUUUCACUAGAUAAGUGUCAUUCGAUCACGGUAUUAUUGCAUUGUGAAUAAAGUACUUGAUUUCGCUGCUUUAAA